Messenger RNA from Coregonus sp. 'balchen', 1656 nucleotides. The record is from the annotation of a GenBank genome assembly. Lineage: Eukaryota; Metazoa; Chordata; Actinopteri; Salmoniformes; Salmonidae.
AAGGAGCUAGGAUCACGAGUGGGUGUAGUUCAGUACAGCCAUGAUGGCACCCAGGAGCUGGUAUCUAUGGAGGACCCCAAGAUCACCACAGUAGCACAGCUCAAAAGGUUAAAAACAUAACCAGAUAAUAGUCAAAAGUCCAAAGUAUAGCAGUUACCUGAUAUCAGUUGACUGACUAACUGUUGUGUUUGAUGCCCCCUACUUGCAGUGCGGUGAUAAACAUGCGCUGGAUUCCGGGUGGUACAUACACGGGAGAGGCGCUGGAUUUUGCCCGGCAGGCAUUUGGCAGCUCCCAGCUGGACCGAAAGGUGGCCAUAGUCUUGACGGACGGACGGUCGGACACCCGCCGGGACGCCAAACCGCUGUCCUCCCUCUGCUCUGUGCCAAAUAUAAUGGUCAGGGAUGGCAAUGGGACUGGGCAAUGGGAUGGGGAGAGUGGGCAUUGGGCUGAAGGACAUGUUUAGGUUGGGGGUGAAGAGAUGAAUGCAGGACUAAGGGUCCAUUUCAUUAGACAUAAAGAUAACCAUCUCUCGCUCCUCCAAGUCAGCCAUUUUGUGUCAAAGCCUCAGUAUGUCCUCCAUCUUGGCUCCUCAGGUGGUGGGCAUUGGCAUUGGAGACAUCUUCAGACGGGCGUCCUACGCCACCAUGCUGGAGGAGAUCACCUGUCUGGGCACAGCCUCACCUGGACUCUACCUGAAGAUUACAGAACAUGCGCAGCUGCUGGAGGACUCCUUCUUCAACAACGUUACUGGCUAUAUCUGCCAAGGUAGACUAUGUACAGGCUAGCCCUAAUUUAUAAUAUCAAGAGCUAGCUACAUGCUAUGUUCCUUUGCUCUCAACUAAAGUCUGUGUUGUGUUUACAGAUAAGAAAUGUCUUGAUUACAGCUGUCCAGGUAAGACUGCUCCUCUCCCUUGUUUUUAUGGUCACAGUUUCCUAUGCCUUACAAUACGUUAUUUAUUUAGUACUGCAAUUGAAAGAUUUAAUGGAAUGUAUGUACAUUUAUCUGAACCCCAAUUGUUGCCCUAAAAUGGUCCACUCUUCCUCCAGCCAACUUCCAGGAGGCUACAGACAUAGUCUUCAUGUUGGACGGCUCCUCCAGUGUGGGCCAGGCCAACUUCUACAGAGCCAGAGAGUUUGUUGAGAGCAUGGCCACCAAGCUGUUGUCUUCGGACCGGGGAGGGCUGCUCCGCCUGUCUGUCAUGCAGUACAGCGAUGGGCAGCAGCAGAGAGUGGAGGUGCCCUUCACUGCCAGGGUUGAAGAUGUCCAAACGGGGCUAGCGGCUACGCGCUACAUGGACGGGGCCACCGACUUACCGGCUGCCCUGGCAUUCCUGUCCUCCACCCUCCAGAGGGAGGGCCGCUCCGUUGUUGCCAGGAAAGUGGUGGUGUUCACAGACGGCAGGUCUGUGGCCUCUGCCCGGGCUGCUAUCCCCAGAGCCGCCGCCGCCGCCCUGGCAGAGAACACACAGCUGCUGGCCGUCACUGUGGGCGAGGGCUUUGAUGAGGAGGGCGUGUGCCAGCUGGUGACGGGACAGGCGAACAUGUUUGAUUACCGCGUUGUGGAUAGUCGUGUCCACCGAGUGGCGCUGUACAGUGACCUGGCCAGACGGGUUGUCAUGCAGAGUCUGUCUAGAAAGCUCUCUAAAGCUCUCUGA